CUCUAUUUCUAAACCAAGUCUAUCAUAAGUUUAACCAUCCACAGCUUUGUUCCUACUUAUGCACCAUAUUUAGCCAUGAAUUCCAUCCUUCUUACACCAUCCCAAUGACUGAAUAAAAGAGCAAUACCUAAAAUUGAUAUAGCUUCUGUUGAUUCAUAAACCAAAACUCAAUUCCUUUUUCUUUUCAGCAAAUUGAUCAGGAAAACAUGGUGAACGGUCAGUGUAUGCUUUGUGAUUUGGGGAAACCUCCAUUUCUACACCAUGUCUAUCACAAUAACAACUAUUUGCAACUUUGCACGUCUUGUUUACUCAACGUGUAUCGUGGAGCCUAUUGUCCAAUUUGUUUCCAAGUCUAUGAACCAGAAAAUCCCAACCCCUCUUCAGAUCUAGUCAAUUGCUAUUGCUGCCCGGCAAUCACUCAUCUCUCCUGCAUUAAUUCUGGAGCAGCCGCAACCUCAACCUCCAUCUCUAUAACCAUCCGGGGGGUCCCAUACAUAUGCCGUUCUUGUGCUGAUCCAAAUUUCAAUUUUUUCAAUCUUGGUGCAGAUGAGAAAACUAAAAUGUUAAUGAUUGAUCAGCAUUUCGCAAAUCAGCUGAUAGCUGCAUCGGUGAUUUCUGAGCGGACGAUGAAGGAGGCUGCUGAAUUACACAGGCGUUGGGCUGAGAUGAAGGCUGAGGAGGCUUUGCAGGCUCGAAAGGAAGCGAAGCUAGCUAUAGAAUUCUUGGCACAGAUGAUUUCCCAGUUCAAUGUGUCAAAUAAUAGUGAAGAUGCACCAAUUAUCUCAAUUUCAAGUUCAUCUUCUGAGUUCAAUGAGUCAGAUAAUAGCGUAGAUGCACCAAUUUACACAAUUUCAAGUUCGUCUUCUCAGUUCAAUGAGUCAGAUAGUAGUGUAAAUGGACCAAGUGAGUCAAUUCCAAGUUCAUCACAUAGCAGAGAAAGUAAAAACCGAAGAUCGGACUAGACGUAGAAAGCGUUACAUUGACAAAAACAUAGGGUAUAAGUUAUAGAAUUGGUCCAUUUUCAUGGUGUUAGAAUGAGGGUUUGAUUAUAUUUUCCCUUCUGUUCUCUUUCCCCUCUUCAAAAUGUUGUCCGCAAGAUUAAGAAAGAUUGU
This is a messenger RNA of Coffea arabica (coffee), 1112 nucleotides long. The record is from RefSeq and is a predicted model, not a curated record. NCBI's taxonomy places the organism in Eukaryota, Viridiplantae, Streptophyta, Magnoliopsida, Gentianales, Rubiaceae.